CGACACUACCAACUUCCAGAUACCCCUUGAUCCUAAUAAUCCCCAUCACCAAGUAAUCACCCGGAACAAUGCCUACGAAAUUAUUCGCGAACUCGACGGUGAUGGACCUAGUUGAUUUUGACCAGAAGAGUUUGCUAGUUGCGGCGGGAUCAAUUGCUUUUAAUCCUAUUUUCUGGAAUGUCGUCGCUCGACAAGAAUACCACAACAAGGUUCUGACCAAACUCUUCGGAGGCAAUUCCCGCUAUGGCUGUUACUUCCUCGCCGCGGUGAUCUUCGGAAUCGGGAUCUUUAGAGACUUCCUCUACGAGCAGGCGUUGCGGCAGCAACCAUCGUUGGAUGUUCUCCAGACCGAUGCCGUGAAGCUUGCGGCGCUGGCGCUGUUCUUUUGUGGGAACGUGCUGGUUUUGACGUCCAUGUGGGCGUUGGGGUUUACGGGGACUUAUCUUGGUGACUACUUCGGCAUCCUGAUGGACCACCGUGUAACCAGCUUUCCUUUCAACGUUACUGAUGCGCCGAUGUACUAUGGGUCUACCAUGGCGUUUUUGGGAAGUGCCCUUUGGUUCGCAAAACCAGCCGGUAUCCUUCUAACCAUCGAAGUAUUCAUCGUUUAUAAAAUGGCUCUCAUGUUUGAGGAUCCAUUCACCGGCGCAAUCUAUGCCAAGCGCGAACGCGAGAGAGCGAAGAAAUCGACCUGAUUCCUCCGUUCUUUCGAUCGGAGUCAAGUGAGCCGGAGGCUUCGUAGUGGGAGAAGGGCAGCACAAGUAGGAGGUGAGGGUCUACUACGAUAGGUUGGUGGUGUGUUCGGAGUUUGGGCGCGCUUCUUAACAUUUGUCCCGAACGGGGGUUUUUUUUUCUGGUGGAGGAGGAGGGAGAAUUCAACUCUCCCAGUUCUUUUAUUAUUUAUUAUUAUAUCUGCAGGGAUGAAGUAAAAAGUAAAGUAUGGGUUAUGU
This is a messenger RNA of Tuber melanosporum (Perigord truffle), 950 nucleotides long. RefSeq lists its product as uncharacterized. The record is from RefSeq and is a predicted model, not a curated record. NCBI's taxonomy places the organism in Eukaryota, Fungi, Ascomycota, Pezizomycetes, Pezizales, Tuberaceae. Gene Ontology annotation, biological process: phosphatidylcholine biosynthetic process. The coding region runs from base 69 to 695 and encodes 208 amino acids. The transcript has 6 exons. Gene Ontology annotation, molecular function: S-adenosylmethionine-dependent methyltransferase activity.